Oncorhynchus nerka (sockeye salmon) is the source of this 3988-nucleotide messenger RNA. Its product is annotated as SNARE_SNAP25N and SNARE_SNAP23C domain-containing protein. Gene Ontology annotation, cellular component: SNARE complex; plasma membrane. The record is from RefSeq and is a predicted model, not a curated record. Bases 588 to 1223 code for a protein of 211 amino acids. NCBI's taxonomy places the organism in Eukaryota, Metazoa, Chordata, Actinopteri, Salmoniformes, Salmonidae. Gene Ontology annotation, biological process: synaptic vesicle fusion to presynaptic active zone membrane; exocytosis; synaptic vesicle priming. The transcript is spliced from 8 exons. Gene Ontology annotation, molecular function: SNAP receptor activity; voltage-gated potassium channel activity; syntaxin-1 binding.
AACCAAGUCAAUAAUAAUGUUGAUUGUUAUUCAGUUAUUCAUCACUCUUAACUUCCACCUCUGCCGACUAAUAGCCGAAUCUUUGCUGCCUAUUACCUUUAUUUACACACUGCAUGGGCAAAAGGAGAAGCACAACAGAACAACGGCUGGUGACGUGCACAGGUACCCGGGCCGUUUCCAGAGCAACGAGAGAGCGGCUGUUCAAGGGGGCGUGAUCGCGGAGGAAGGACUAGAGACAAUAAAAUGAGAGACCACUCGCCGGGAUGUAACGUCGAAGAUAGAGCCACCAAUUGGGUGAGCGGGUGGUAAUCGGGGCGUGUCAUCGGACUUACCUGGGAGCAGAGCGGACCUGGAAGGCAGGAACAAAAACCUUCGAGAUGAUGCUGAGGGACCGGGUAGAUCAAUGAACAAACAGGUGACGGAUGUUCCAGUGGAUUGUUGGGCAAAGUCAAGGCAAACACGACCCCUCAUAUACAUUAAGUUAAAGGACGGGUGUCAAAGCCACCUGAUGCACUAGCCUUGCUUCUUGGGAAAGAGGCUCCUGAGCAAACCAGACAGACUGUGCUGUCCUUCCGCGGCUUCUGCAGAUGUCAGGCAAGAUGGCUGCCGACUCGCCCGUGAGGACAGAGCAGGAGGAGCUGCAGAGGAGGGCCAACCAGGUAACAGAUGAGUCCCUGGAGAGUACCCGUCGUAUGAUGCAGCUAGUAGAGGAGAGCAAAGAUUCAGGAAUCCGGGCCCUGGUCAUGCUGGACGAACAAGGAGAGCAACUGGAGCGGAUUGAGGAGGGCCUGGACCAGAUCAACUCGGAUAUGAAGGAGGCUGAAAAGAACCUCACAGACCUGGGCAAAUGCUGCGGUCUGUGUUCCUGUGAUAAGCUGAAGGACUUUGAGGAGAGUGGUGCCUAUAAGAAGGUGUGGGGGAACAACCAGGAUGGGGUGGUGUCCGGCCAACCGUCCUCACGCGUGGUGGAUGAGAGAGAGCAGAUGAUCAUGAGCGGAGGCUACAUAAGCAAGGUGACAAAUGAUGCACGCGAAGAUGAGAUGGAGGAGAAUCUGGGACAUGUAGGCAGCAUUAUAGGCAACCUGAAGAGCAUGGCACUGGACAUGGGCAAUGAGAUCGACACGCAGAAUGUCCAGAUUGACCGCAUUCAGGGCAAGGCCAUUCUCAAUGUAUCCCGCAUCGAUGCUGCCAAUCAGAAAGCUAACAAUCUAAUGAAGAGAUAAAGAGGAAGAUUGUCAGUCUCUGCUGUGUGAUCUUAUCUACUCCCUGUCGUUCUGUGCCAAUAUGCGUUCAGUGACCGUUCACCCACAUAGAAAAUCUGCCAAAUGAUCGUGUAUGCCUUAUCCUAAAGUCUGAGCAGCAGGGUACACAUCAUUAUUCAUACCUGGCUCUACAUUAACCCACGCCUGUUUGCCAGUCUCUGUUCAGUUAUUACAUUCCACUCUUGGUACUCCAUGUCACAUGUCACAUGACAAAAAAAAGAGUACAAGAAGUGGAACGCUAGAGAGACUGGUACCCAGAUACCCAGCCUGUACCACACUGCUGCCAUCUGUUGGCUAGAUUUUCGAGAAACGAGAUACACAUCCCCUUCGCUCUUUCACCAUCCUCCCUCUGGUCCUCUUUCGAUGCCCGUCCUCUAUGGAGCAGGAUACCUGCCAUAAGAUUGAACGUACAGUACCCGUGAAAAGUUUGGACACACCUACUCAUUCAAGGGCUUUUCUUUAUUUUUUAAACUAUUUUCUACAUUGUAGAAUAAUAGUGAAGACAUCAAAACUAUGAAAUAACACAUAUGGAAUCAUGUAGUAACCAGAGAUUCUUCAAAGUAGCCACCCUUUGCCGUGAUGACCGCUUUGCACACUCUUGGCAUUCUCCUCACCAGUUUCAUGAGGAAAAUGCUUUUCCAACAGUCGUGAAGGAGUUCCCACACUUGUUGGCUGCUUUUCCUUCACUCGGUCCAACUCAUCCCAAACCAUCUCAAUUGGAUUGAGGUCAGGUGAUUGUGGAGGCCAGGUCAUCUGAUGUAGCACUACAUCACUCUCCUUCUUGGUGAAAUAGCCCUUACACAGCCUGGAGGUGUGUUGGGUCAAAUGAUAGUCCCACUAAGUGCAAACCAGAUGGGAUGGCGUAUAACUGCAGAAUACUGUGGUAGCUAUGCUGGUUAACUGUGCCUAGAAUUCUAAAUAAAUCACACACCAUCACACCUCCUCCAUGCUUCACGGUGGGAACCACAUGUAGAGAUCAUCCUCUCACCUACUCCGCGUCUCACAAAGACACGGUGGUUGGAACCAAAAAUCUCAAAUUUGGACUCAUCAGACCAAAUGACAGAUUUCCACCAGUCUAAUGUCCAUUGCUAGUGUUUCUUGGCCCAAACAAGUCUCUUAUUCUUAUUGGUGUCCUUUAGUAGUGGUUUCUUUGCAGCAAUUCGACCAUGAAGGCCUGAUUCACCCAGUCUCCUCUGAACAGUUGAUGUUGAUAUGUGUCUGUUACUUGAACUCUGUGAAGCAUUUAUUUGGGCUGCAAUUUCUGAGGCUGGUGACUCAAAUGAACUUAUUCUCUGCAGCAGAGAUAACUCUGGGUCUUACUUUCCUGUGGCUGUCCUCAUGAGAGCCAGUUUCGUCAUAGCGCUUGAUGGUUUUUGCGACCGCACUUGAAGAAACUUUCAAACUUUCUUGAAAUUUUCUGUAUUGACUGACCAUGUCUUAAAGUAAUGAUGGACUGUUGUUUCUCUUUGAUUAUUUGAGCUGUUCUUGCCAUAAUAUGGACUUGGUCUUUUGCAAAAUAGGGCUAUCUUCUGUUUACCACCCCUACCUUGUCACAACACAACUGAUUGGCUCAAACGCAUUAAGAAGGAAAGAAAUUCCACAAAUUGACAUUUGUCAAGGCACACAUAUUCAUUGAAAUGCAUUCCACCUCAUGAACUUGGUUGACAGAAUUCCAAGAGUGUGCAAUGCUGUCAUCAAGGCAAAGGAUGGCUACUUUGAAGAAUCAAAUAUAUAUUUUGAUUUGUUUAACACUUUUUUGGUUACUACAUGAUUCCAUGUGUUAUUUCAUAGUUUUGAUUUCUUCACUAUUAUUCUACAAUGUAGAAAAUAGUUUUAAAAAAUAAAGAAAAAACCUUGAAUGAGUACGUGUGUCCAAACUUUUGACUGGUACUGCACGUAUCGUUACAAUCGUAAGAAAAUCCAUACGUAAAUUGUUAGGAUCGUAAGAAAAGCCAUGCGUGAAACAAAAGUUAAUCUGCGCACAUAGAAAGCACCAUGUUACGAUUACGGACUAACAUUUUAAGCUUGAACAAAUCUUGUGUUGCAAUUCUGACAUACAAUAAUACCUUUCACAGUUUUGGCAGUUUCAUCUCACCAACAAAAAAACGUACAGCAAACGUCCUGUGAGGAGUGUUACCCGAACAAGCACAACACAGUAUAUACAAAAUAGAAGUCAGGGAAACCGGAAAGGGGUAUCCUGCACAUUUUCAAUUUAAGUCUCCAUUUUCUAUUUCUCCUCAGUUGAAUUUACUUCACAUUUAGGUAGCUAAUGUAAUGGUUUGUUUGCCAGUGCAAGUCUAGAUAGCACUAGCUGAAAUAUGCCUACAACAGUGACGUUUCAGUCCGCUAGGUGCAUCUCUACUGCAUGGACAUAUCUCUGGGUGACGUGGACAUCCCCAUGCAUGCACCUUAUCAAAAUAUGACUAAUUCAAUAUUGCACCAUUCCACUCACUGGGCUCUGUCUGCAAUCAUAAUCAGUAAUAUAUACCAGUGGUGUAAAGUACUUAAGUAAAAAUACUUUAAGGUACUACUUAAGUAGUUUUGUGUGGUAUCUGUACUUCACUUUAUUAUUUAUAUUCUUGAGAACUUUUACUUCACUACAUUCCUAAAGAAAAUGAUGUACUUUUUACUCCAUACAUUUUACCUGACACUCAAAAGUACUCGUUACACUUAUCAAGAGAACAUCCCUGGUCACCUCUACUGCCUCUGAUCUGGCCAGACUCUCU